AUGCAAUUCGCCGUGUUACUUUUGUAUUAUUUAUGUCGAUGUUCGUGGGUAAUGAGUUUUUCACUUAAUUCAUAUACGAGGAAUAUUACAACGGAAAUAUCGACGUACGAAACUCUGGAAUCUGAGGAUUUGAACAAAGAAGCUCAACAUUUUUUAAAUCCCAUUUAUCGUGAUAUCGAUCCUUCGAAUGACGUCGAACGUAUCGAUCUUCAGCAAUGGCCAGGAAGAUCUACCGUUCUUUUACCUCGCAAUGAUAUUCCUUCCACUACGAACGUUAUAGUACCGAAUAAAUUUCUUAACGGUAGUGUAUCCUUGCAACGAAAUUUUACGAGAUAUCCAAGAUUUAGCAUACCACUUUCAAUUGCGAUGAUAGACGAAGUCUUCUGUGAUUUUGGUCCACUUCCAUCAUUGACUCUCUGCGAAUGGCAAAAUGGUAGCGAUUCAUUAGAUUGGAUGGCAGGAUCUGGCUUAGGAACUAAUUGGUUUGGUGGACCAUCAUCGGAUUCUACAACCAAUACAAUGGAAGGAGGAUAUGCUUUCGUGGAGACAUCACAAACACCAUCGAAAGGAGUAACAAGCAAAAAUUCAGGAGCUCGAUUGCAUAGUCCUCAAUUGGGAAGUACUGGUGUUUCAGGAACUUGUGUUAUGUUUAAAUACUCUAUGGACGGUCUUAGUGUCGCAGGAUUGAGAGUACUCUUGCAUUUGGGAUUUGAUGAAUACUCAAUCAAAAAAGAACCAGACGAUGUAAUUUCAUUUCAAAAUUUUACCAUACCAUUUUGUAAAUCAGCUAAAACUGAGAGUGAACGUGUUAUUUGGCAUGCUCAUUAUUAUGACCUUGAGAUGUGGCAGCAAGCUCAGAUACUUUACACUUAUCCAGACGUACACUCGUUAAUCAUCGAAGCAGUGCCCGUUGAUUCGACUGAUCCAUCCCGCCUCUUUCGAGGAUAUAUAGCGAUCGAUGAUAUCGAUCUUCAACCUGGAACUUCCUGUGUUGGAUUUUGUAACUUUGCAGGUGGAUUUUGUGACUGGAACAACGAUGCCGAAGAUGAUUUUGAUUGGACCAUAAGCCGAGGUAGUAGAAACCCAGCGACUGGUCCAACUAUGGAUAGCUCUAGUGAUCGAACUACAGCAGGUGGUUACGCUUAUAUCGAUUCUAGAUUUCCACGUAGACCUGGUGAUAUAGCAAGAUUAAUCAGUAGCAGUUUCCCAGCUACCAAUUCAGAUGCACCAAUCUGUAUACAUUUCUGGUUUCAUAUGUUCGGUACAGGAAUUGGCAAUUUAAAACUUUACUUACGUCAUUUUCGCGAUCUUGAUGCAGUGUUACAAGAAAUUUGGGGAUUGAGUGGGAACGCUGGUAAUGCUUGGUAUAUGUCGCAAAUAACUAUUGGCUCUUUGGAUGAUUAUCAAUUAAUUUUUGAAGCAUCGGUAGGAAAUACCGGUAUGGGAGAUAUCGCUAUAGAUGACAUUACGUUUACUUAUGGUGCUUGUCCUGUGUAUCCACAAGUAGCAGCAACCAUAUCAAGAGAUUGUACUUUUGAAGUAGAUGAAUGCGACUGGAUCAAUACCAGAGAUCCGGAUCGUGUCGAAUGGGAAAGAGUUUCCAAUCAAGUAUUAAGUUCUAGAAAUCAACGAAAACCAUAUAGCAAUGGAAAUACUGGCACUAGACACAAUGAAUAUUUCUUAACACUUGGCAAAUCUCGUAGUGGAUCCUUUGGUGGUGGUAUUGCUCAACUCGUUAGUCGUGAAAUGAGUGGUUCUGAUAAUCCAUUGUGUAUUACAUUUUGGUAUAUCAUGUUCGAGUCUUUCAUAGAUUCUACUGGACCAAGUUUAGGUGUUCUUCGUAUAUACAUACAACCUAAUGACGAAUCGUCAGGAGAACCCAGACCUAUUUGGCAAUUAUACAAUGAUCAAGGUCCUACCUGGAAUUACGCGCAAACGAAUAUUAAUGAAAGAAAAAAUUUCAAUAUCUAUUUUGAAGGUAUAUGGGGUCCAAAUAGGGCAAAUGGUAUUAUUGGGAUUGAUGAUAUAUCCUUUUACAUUGGAAACUGUAUAGUAAAGCCACCUGCUGCUUCUGUUAGAAGUGAGGAUUGUAGUUUCGAGAAAGGUAUAUGUGGAUGGGAAAACAUUACUCUUUCAACUAAUGAUCGUAGUGUCACUUGGCAGCGAGCGUUUCUUACUCACCGGCCAGCUCAGCUCUUAGACAAAACAUUUGGGACAACAGGCGAUUAUAUAUUUUUUGAUAUAUAUACGGCUGAUCAAAAAUCCACCGAGGUACAAUUACGUUCUCCAAUUAUCAAUACACCAACUGAUGAGGAGUCCACUUGUUUCACAUUUUGGUUUGCUGCUUUUGGUGUUGAAGAAUCUACAAUGUUACAAAUUAUUAGAACGUCUGAUAUUGAAGAUGCAAAUAAUGGUAAUAAUGAAAAUGGUAACGAUGAAAUAUUGUUAUGGUCAUUAACAGCAAAGGGAUUUAAUAAUCCAAGACCAGUAUGGAUGGCAGCGCAAGUAACAAUUGAUGGACGUUCACCGUAUCGUCUUAUUUUGAAAGGCAGUGCUAGUAACGGUGGCUUUGCUAUCGAUGACAUUAAAUUUCAACCUCGUGUUUGUCCAACUCGACCACCAGAAGCUCAUCCUCAAAUAUACCCAAAUAGGAUGUAGUAAAUUAAUAUAUUGCUAAAAUAAAAAUUAUAAUAAAAAAUCUUAUAGUAAAAUAAUACAA
Molecule: messenger RNA, 2719 nt
Organism: Vespa crabro (European hornet)
Lineage: Eukaryota; Metazoa; Arthropoda; Insecta; Hymenoptera; Vespidae
Product: MAM and LDL-receptor class A domain-containing protein 1-like
Exons: 9
Coding region: 1-2658 (885 amino acids)
Cellular component (GO): membrane
Source: RefSeq, a predicted model, not a curated record